This is a messenger RNA of Colius striatus (speckled mousebird), 1219 nucleotides long. It is a transcript of the gene PTCD2, whose product is annotated as pentatricopeptide repeat domain 2. Gene Ontology annotation, biological process: regulation of mRNA processing; mitochondrion organization; multicellular organism development. The transcript has 10 exons. Lineage: Eukaryota; Metazoa; Chordata; Aves; Coliiformes; Coliidae. The coding region runs from base 73 to 1122 and encodes 349 amino acids. Gene Ontology annotation, molecular function: RNA binding; protein binding. The record is from RefSeq and is a predicted model, not a curated record. Gene Ontology annotation, cellular component: mitochondrion.
AGGCUGGCGGCAGCCUGGCCCGACUGUACAUGCUGCUGGCAGGACAUGAGCCACUGAAAAAAAACAGCAAACAUGCAGCUUUGGAAGCGGUAUCUUCUAACAGAAGAUGAUAUAAAGUUACAAGAAUUUCAGCAGAUGAAAGUGACAAUUAGAAAUGAAGUUCAUGGCAAUAAAGAUCCAUAUUUCAAAAGUAUUAAAGAAAAAUUAAAGAAAAAUGGGAUCAUUCUCAAAAAUGAAUUAAAAAAUUUACUGCAUUUGUGUCAGACUUCAUCUGACGUGGAUCUAGCCAGAAGAGUUAUUUACAGGUACCAUGAGCAGAAUGAAAUCGCAGCCUUACAUGAUUUUAAAUUUGGACCUCUCUUUAUGAGGCUCUGUUAUGAGCUGGACCUUGAAAGACCUGCAGUAGAACUUAUCAAAGAUCAGAAUUUGCGUGGUUUUUUCUCAGACUGUACGUCAUUCCAUAUUUUGAUGACUAUGUUAUUUAAAAAGGGCCAUUUUGAAAAUGCUUUGGAAAUUCUGGUAGAAAUGAAAAAACAAGGUAUACCUUUCAACAAAGUAACCUAUUUACUUGCAUUUGCAAUAUGCUACAAACUGGACAACAUGGACUCUUGCAAAAUGUCUGCAAAACUUCUUGAAGAAGCUCAGCUAAAAGGUGACACAUUACCACUGCGAGCGUUCUGCUUUGCUGUGGCAGCUGCUCUGAAGCAGAAUGAUGUAUCACAAGCCAAAUUUUAUUGUUCUCAGAUAAUGAAAACAGAAAACAAACUAUACAACAAUCUUAAAGUUCUUGUCCAGCUCAAAUCUGGUUCACUAGAAGAAGUAAUAAAGACAUUAGAAGCAGCAGUCGAAGUAGAUAUUUCUCCCUUUGUGAAAAAAAUUGAGUUUUCUGAACAGGUGUUGGCUACAGUCAGGGAAAAGAUGGAAGAAAACCCAGACCUUUCUGCCAAAUUAAGAGAUAUUUAUAGAAAGCUGCAAUCUUCAGGACAGGUUACCAUGUGUACACUGGAAGACAUGCUUUUCCAGAUUCCUGCUUCAAAGAAGACUCCUGCAAAGCUUUUAAAUCAGAAGCAAUUGGGCUAUCAGGCUGCUAAACCUCUUCGAUCAAAUCUGUUGUUGGAAUAGUUGGAUAUUUAUUGGCAAACUGAAUUGCUGUUAGCAUCUCUUAGAAGAUAUAUUGAAAUAAAAUAUCUUCUCCUCUCCUCCACAAUGAGGAACUGUU